Molecule: messenger RNA, 881 nt
Organism: Xiphophorus maculatus (southern platyfish)
Lineage: Eukaryota; Metazoa; Chordata; Actinopteri; Cyprinodontiformes; Poeciliidae
Exons: 8
Coding region: 90-713 (207 amino acids)
Source: RefSeq, a predicted model, not a curated record
UCCAAGAGAAGGAAGUUGCUCAACAAAAGCAUAAACUGAGAUCUGGAAAGCAAAAGGAAAUUGAACCCUUGCUGCAAAGAGUUCAUGAGAUGGAAGCACAACUUCAAAAAUCAAGAUCUGCUCUACGAGAAAAAGAUGAACAGUUGAAAUCUUUCAAAGACAGAGUGGCAGGAGAAGUUGCUUUGUCAAUCAAAACAGGAAACACAAUGAGCCUCAACAACCCUGUUAAUAAGAACAGACUAAAGGAAAUGUAUGAAGACCUGAGGUGUGACUGGCCAAGAAUAAAAAAAAACUUAAAAUCAAACAACAAACAUCCAGAUUCUGUCAAAGAACUGAUUCUGAAAGAGUUCAGGGAGGCAAAAAAUGAAAUGAGGAACAGAAGAAUGAUGAUAGAUAAAGUGUUUGAAAGCGUGAUGAAUGCUGGAGGAACGCCACAAAAGGUUGAUCAGUACCGACAGCUAACAGUUCAGAACCUGCAGAUGACUCUCUACAAUGAGAAGCAAGAUGCUGGUUCACAGAAACCCUUUCUUGAAAAUCAAGCAGGAAAUCCUCAGGAUGUAUUGGAGUAUUUGGGCUCUGAAUGUUAUUGGCUUGGUUGCCUGAUGGCGCUGAACAACCCACCUCUUCAGCCUGACUGGGAGAAUCAUCCUCCGUCGAUGGAUAGAUGGGACUUUUCCCCCCGAAAUAUCAGAAAUGCUUCUGAAAAUGAGUGAAAUUAAAUUAAUCAAGAAUCAAUAUCGCUUUCUACAUCGUUAAAUCUGUGGAAUAAAAAACAUAAGUGUGAGCUUUAAUAAAUCUUAAAACUCCACCUUUUAAAUUUAGUUGAAAAUAGAUGUUUGUAAUUAUUGUUUUUAAAAGUUCAAUAAAACCUAAUAAGUUUG